Messenger RNA from Penicillium argentinense, 900 nucleotides. RefSeq lists its product as uncharacterized. Gene Ontology annotation, biological process: endoplasmic reticulum membrane organization. Gene Ontology annotation, cellular component: plasma membrane; endoplasmic reticulum membrane. NCBI's taxonomy places the organism in Eukaryota, Fungi, Ascomycota, Eurotiomycetes, Eurotiales, Aspergillaceae. Gene Ontology annotation, molecular function: FFAT motif binding. The coding region runs from base 1 to 900 and encodes 299 amino acids. The transcript is spliced from 6 exons. The record is from RefSeq and is a predicted model, not a curated record.
AUGUCUGUCGAAAUCGAUCCCCCCGAGCUGGGCUUCAAGCGUCCUUUUAGCCAUGAAGUGUGCCAGGUUCUGCACCUGCGCAACAACGGACAGCAGCCGGUGGUCUUCAAGGUCAAGACUACUGCCCCGAAGCACUACUGUGUGCGCCCAAACUCCGGCCGUAUCGAGCCAGGUCGUUCCGUCGAUGUCCAAGUUCUCCUGCAGGCUAUGAAGGAUGAGCCGGCCACCGAUGCCAAGUGCAAGGACAAGUUUCUGGUCCAGUCCGUCGCAGUUGUUCCCGACAUGGAGCAUGCUAAUGUGACCUCAAUUUUCGAGAAGUCUCCCAAGUCUGCUGUGGUGGAGCGCAAGAUCCGUGUGACCUGGCUGCCCUCGGACUCUGUUCCUGGCGCGCCUCCGAGCCCCGAGAAAUCGGUAUGUCUUAUUGUGGUAUGCACAGAUGGUUUAGAAACUGACAUUCUUCAUACAGGUCGUCGAAGAGGUGAACCCUGCUCAGACCUCGCCUGGUGGAAACUUCGAAACCCCCGCUCCUGGCUUCAAGAAAAGCGCCGCCGAACAAACCUCCCCCGUCCCUGCUCCCGAUUUCACCGAAAAGACCACCGCCGAGUCCCCCCGCCCUCUGAACCCACCAGCACUCUCUCCAACGCCAAGGCCGCCGUCGCCAGCGCUCUCCCCUCCAGCGAGGAGCUCAAGUCCCAGCUUGCAGACGCCAAUGCUCAGAUCCAACGGCUCAAGGACCGACUGGCAGACCAGGGUUUGCGGCAGCGGAAGACCGGCGGCGAUGCCAAGGCAGCUCCUGCGACUAUGCAGCAAUCGCAUGCACAGACCGAGUCCGGCGUGCCCGUGCAAAUGGUCGCAGGACUCUGUCUGAUCAGCUUCCUAAUCGCCUAUUUCUUCUUUUAG